This is a messenger RNA of Mucor mucedo, 1366 nucleotides long. RefSeq names its product WD40-repeat-containing domain protein. NCBI's taxonomy places the organism in Eukaryota, Fungi, Mucoromycota, Mucoromycetes, Mucorales, Mucoraceae. Gene Ontology annotation, cellular component: nucleus. Gene Ontology annotation, molecular function: protein-macromolecule adaptor activity; protein binding. The transcript is spliced from 5 exons. Bases 92 to 1168 code for a protein of 358 amino acids. The record is from RefSeq and is a predicted model, not a curated record. Gene Ontology annotation, biological process: proteasome-mediated ubiquitin-dependent protein catabolic process.
AAAAGAAUGACAAGAAUUUUAAUGGUCCUUUUUUAUAUAUUAAAAAGUUUCAGGAAAGCUCAUUUUACCAUUGUUCAAGAGUCCAAACAACAUGAUUUAUCAGUUUAUUUUUCCUGACAGAGAGUUCUGUACACCAUUCCAGUGCGAUUUCUCGCAUCGAGCUUACGAUGGACACCUUUUAGCUAUUGGUGAUGAGGAAGGACGAUUAUCAUUGUUACGGACAGACAUGGAUAACGAUGUUCGGAACCAGGAACAUCAUGUCUCGUUUUAUUGUCAUAAACAAACGAUAUCUGAUGUCAAAUGGAGUGCUGAUGAUUCCAUGUUGUUGACUUCCUCUCAUGAUCGUGUGAUUCGGUUAUGGGAUUCAGAGACGAGGACCAGCCUAGCCGAAUUCUCAGGACAUACGGACGUGGUAAAGUCUGUAAACUGGCAUCCAACAAACGAACAUUUAAUCAUCACUGGAUCAAAAGACGGUUCGUUUAGUAUUUGGGAUACUCGAUAUCAACAGAAAAAAACAGAAAAUAUGGAUGAUGCUUUAAGUAUUCCAGUUUAUUCCCCAAUCUGCAAUGUAGCUGCUGCACAUAAUGAUGUCAAAACUGUAACUAAAACAUUAAGCAGAUCAGGAGUUAGACCGCUGUUCAUUCGAUCCGUAACUUGCGCCGUGUUUUCAGGCAAUGACGAGAAUAGAGUUGUUACAUCAGGCAGUGUGGAUGGUUCGAUUAAAUUAUGGGAUGUGAGAGCAGGAAGAACGGCUAAAGCAAUAGAAUCCACCAUAUUCGAAAAUGAGUCUGGAAAGAGACAUGGUAUUACAGAUAUGAAAGUUGACAGAUCAGGCACACGACUAUUUAGCUCUUGCAUGGAUAAUAGUGUAUAUAUGCACUACUUGUCAGAUUUAACAAAACCAGCUAGGAAAUUUGUGGACAAGGAUUACAAAGUAGGCAGCUUUGAUAUAAGAAUAGCACUAUCGCCAAAUGACGAAUUUUUGUUGUCGGGGUCUCAUGACCAAGAUCUAUUUGUUUGGGAUGUUGAGGGGACAUCGAACAAGGCCUAUCAGUAUCAAGGUCAUUCAAAGAAGGUGACGGGUGUAACAUGGAGUAAACGACAUUUAAAUCAAUUUGCAAGCUGCUCUGAAGAUUUCACUGCAAGGAUAUGGAACUUGGAAAGAUAAAUUAUUUAUUUAAUAAUCAUAUACCCCCUUUCUUUAAUGCAUAAUUGUAAUGUUUCUUCUUUCUUAAAUGCAAAAAGUAACAAACUAUUGUAAUUUAUAAGUGUAUGUUAUGCAGUUAGGAAGACCUUGCAGGCAAAUUAGGAUUCACGGCACACCUUUUUUUUUUGUGUAAUAUACAUAUAAAAAAAAAUUAAUCCG